Molecule: messenger RNA, 1095 nt
Organism: Thecamonas trahens ATCC 50062
Lineage: Eukaryota; Apusomonadida; Apusomonadidae
Exons: 2
Coding region: 365-769 (134 amino acids)
Source: RefSeq, a predicted model, not a curated record
CCUCUCCCUAAGAGUGGAGCAGGCGAGUGAGUGGACCAUGAGGGGGUAUGGCGUGCUGUCCAAGACUGAGUACAAGGAGUUCUUCGCCAACAUCAACUACCAGCAGAGGUCGAUGGGCGAGACGCUGGACCACGUACGGGUCCUGCUCAUCUCGUACGGCUCGUUCGGCCCCGAGAAGAAGCGCAAGGGGGCUGCGGUCGACUUUUUCUUCCGCGCGGUCUCUCUAUUGUCCAGGCGGACCUGCGGUACUCGUCGCGGAUCGAUGGGCGGCAGCUGGCGCAGGUCUCGCGUGACGAUCCAAACCUGGAUGCCAUCUUAGGUGACGACGAGGCUGGAAUAGAGAAGCGCGAGGUGCUGCCGAGCGAUGCUGAGCUUGCUGCUGGUGUGCCGAACACCAUUGUGCUGCGCAAGGUCGACAACCAGCGCGCGCUCCCGUUCGAGACGCAUUCGUUUCACAGAGUCAUCAUGCGCAAGGGCCUCUGCCAGUGCCAUGAUCGUGAUGUUGGAUGCGGUGGUGUUGCUGGGGACUUUGAGACUGCGUUCAGGUUUGUGGCCGGUGUCGCCGAGGUCCUCUCGCGCGCUCCGGGCGCCGCCGGCUACCUGCACGGUGUCUCUAAGCACACCUCUAAAUCGCUGUGGUCCAAGGUCGCCCGCCGGGUCUACGAGCACUUUGGGGCGAGCUGUACGUCGGUAUGGCCGUCAACUCGUCCAAGCGAUUGACUGGCCUCAAGCUCGCCUGGCGCGAGGCCACCAUUCUCGAUCCCAAUGACGCGCCAUUGGCUCCGUCGCCGCCGCCCGCGCUCGUAGCCGACGCUGAGACCUCGUCAGCUCCUCCCGGCACUGCCGACAACAAUCAACUCGUUCGUCGCAAGUCUAAGGAUAAGAUCAAGGCCAAGGCCAAGUCCAAGGAUAAGAUCAAGGCCAAGGCCAAGGCCAGGUCCAAGGCGAGGUCCAAGACCAAGUCGAAGGACAAGGACAAUGACAAGGACAGGGUCAAGAGCAAGGACAAGAGCAAGACAAAGUCCAAGUCGAAGCGCAAGGUCAUCGAGUACCCUGUUGAGCCGUAUCAGUAUUGAACUCCUCCCUCCCCUCCCC